Molecule: messenger RNA, 1072 nt
Organism: Cryphonectria parasitica EP155
Lineage: Eukaryota; Fungi; Ascomycota; Sordariomycetes; Diaporthales; Cryphonectriaceae
Exons: 1
Coding region: 169-525 (118 amino acids)
Source: RefSeq, a predicted model, not a curated record
GCAAAUUCACAAACCGUGCUUGCACGAUCUCCUCAGUAUGGACCGCCGACUACUUCAGAUUACACCUCUAAUGACGGAAACUUCCGCACGAAUUCUACCACACCAAUAAGCUUUAACUCCUCCAAUUACGGCUCAAAUCAAGCACCUAAUACGGCUCGAAACAAUAAUAUGUAUCCUUCGUCGACCACCAGCACUUACGGCAACCAGACGCAGCAGGUUUCUCCCUUCACAGCUGCUCAAAGAAGACCUUUGCCCACUACGACCGCACAUCAAAACCCGGUCCAUAGCGUUCAGGGCCUGCCACAGAAUAUCAAUGGCUUUUCCGACUUUAGCAACCUGAACUUUGAUAGCAGUCUGAUGUCCAGCCUUGAUAACUCGACCACGGGGCACGGAAACCUUGGCAUGAACGCCUCUUAUAAUAUGAGUGCCAGCAACGUGUCCAGGCCAUCGGCCGGAACAAACAAUUUCGGGUUCGACUCCAGCCUUCGGAAUGAUGGGAGUUCUUUCUUCGGCCUUCGCAGGUAGCACCUGUCUCGAGUCUGGGAUGCUCAGCUGGGCCCUCAGGAAUUCUGCAGGCAGCGCAGCAGAGAGUAGCUGCGGCUACGGCUAGUCGCUUCGUGCUCUCUUAGUGAAGGCGUUGAGGGACUGGCUCCAACUUCAUAAUCAUGAGGUGAGAGGUGACCUGGCUAAUGGGGAUUUCUUCAUGGCCUGUAGUAGUUGCAGACUGGAUGUGGCUUUCCCCUUGGGUACAGGUGGUGAAAUUGCCUGAUCUAUUCUCCAACGUCUGUUCUAUUUUUAUUAUUAUUUUUUCGGCUAUUCUUUAUUUCCAUCGAUACCUCUAGCAAUGGGGCGGGAAUCUGCAUGGAGUCAACACCGGUUUGGUUGGUCGGUCAGUCGGUCGGUCGGAUUUGCAAAGUUCCUUGAAUUCUACUACUGGCUUGAAUGGAUUUUUAGGAGGGAGGCGGCUCAUCUCGUGUUUGGGUUACUUAAUUCGCUCAAAUUAGCAUGUCAUCCCUGAGAACUUCUUCACGUCUCAGGCAAAUUGAAUGGCUUCACGUCUUUGGCCUGCCAG